AUGCCCAUGUCGGGUUCUACUCCUCCGAUCGCUAUUUCCGAUCCCAACGGUAUUCAGGAGCUCUGUACUGAUGGCACCUAUAACCUCACUGAACUCGGUCAUUGUGCCGAAACGCUGGACCAGAAUCCAAUCAAUGUAUCUGUUGUUCCUUAUGCUGAUAUAUUCGAAGGUCUGGACUAUGAAAGGCCAUCAACUUCUCAGCGAAGUGGAAUUUCCCACGCGGAUCACUCGUAUAGGAACGUUGAUUGUGGAAGUCGUGUCGAAGAUGAAGAUCAAGACAUUCAAAAGUUUUAUUACAUGACAGAAGAUUCAUUUGAGGAUGUCAUCGCUAAGUUGGAGGAAGAAAUUCGAAAGGAGGAGGAGGAAGCUAAGGAAAAAGUAGCAGCCACGGAUGAAAUAAUUAAGGAGAUGGAAAAGGAUGCAAAGAAUUUCAUUCACGUUCGCGAGUUGAUGAAAAAACGGGAUAAGCACAAUAAGGUUGCUGCUGAAGUGAAGGAAGAGAAGAAUCGUAUUAUAGAGAUGAAACGACAGUUGGCAAUUGCCAAUAGGAAUACGGCCAUGUUUUGCUGCUUUGUAUGCAGCAAAGUUUUCCUGGACGAAGAACAAAUGCGUCAGCAUGUCUCGGAACAACAUCUGGCGUCGAAGAAGCGCCAUAAGUACUACUGUGGAGCAAAGGAGCAAAUAGCAGAAAGACGACGGCGAGCACGUGAGGAACUAGAUGCCAUGUCGUCAGUUACUUCAAUGAGCAGUCCGCCUAGAUCAGUUAUCUCAUCUUCCUCCGGUGCUGCAAGUACCUUAAGUAUAGGGAGUGCUUCCGGUCGCCCAGUCAAAGAUAAGUCGUGCCCUUUCUGUUUUCUGGUGUGUGCGUCAAUGCAGUCGCGAAGGCGUCACAUUGAGAGGAAACACCCAGAAAAACUGAGUGAUCCUAAAGUCGAUGAAUAUGAUUACGUCAAAGUUCUCUCCCCUGCUUUGCCUUAUGCCUGUAAUAUCUGCUCAAAAACCUUUGCCUCCCAUGCCUCCCUGAAUACACACAAGAAAAGGAUUCAUGAAAACGUGAAUGUGCAUGAGUGCGCCGUUUGUGGAAAGAGUUACCCACUUCCAAGCGAGUUACGUAAGCACAUGAGACGAGUGCAUGAGAAGAAUUUUGAAUAA
Molecule: messenger RNA, 1152 nt
Organism: Haemonchus placei
Lineage: Eukaryota; Metazoa; Nematoda; Chromadorea; Rhabditida; Trichostrongylidae
Source: the annotation of a GenBank genome assembly